Suricata suricatta (meerkat) is the source of this 856-nucleotide messenger RNA. It is a transcript of the gene KRR1, whose product is annotated as KRR1 small subunit processome component homolog. The record is from RefSeq and is a predicted model, not a curated record. Bases 116 to 841 code for a protein of 241 amino acids. The transcript has 6 exons. Gene Ontology annotation, cellular component: small-subunit processome; nucleolus. Gene Ontology annotation, molecular function: RNA binding. Lineage: Eukaryota; Metazoa; Chordata; Mammalia; Carnivora; Herpestidae.
GAUCUCCUCGUCUGAGUUCCGUGGAAUUCAUUUUGAGUACAGAGAUUUUCAAGUCUAAAAUUCGGUAGGAUUUAAGAACUGGUCCACUUCCGGUAACACCGGAAGCAAUUUGAAGAUGGCGUCCUCCUCCAGUGGGCAAGCCAGUGCGGACGGGAAAAGUGAAUUUCGUAAGAAGAAGCCGAAGCCGGAGAACCGAGAUGAAUCAGAACUCCUCACUGUUCCUGAUGGUUGGAAAGAACCAGCUUUUUCCAAAGAGGACAAUCCCAGAGGACUCUUGGAGGAAAGCAGUUUUGCAACUUUGUUCCCAAAAUAUAGAGAGGCUUACUUGAAAGAGUGCUGGCCUUUGGUACAGAAAGCCUUGAAUGAACAUGUAUGCACGUUUUGUAUAUUUGUUCGAAAAGUAGUCCUAGAUACUAUGAAGAAUAUUCAUCCAAUUUAUAAUAUUAAAACCUUAAUGAUUAAACGAGAGUUGGCAAAAGAUUCUGAAUUAAGGUCACAAAGCUGGGAAAGAUUUUUGCCACAGUUCAAGCACAAAAAUGUGAAUAAGCGCAAGGAACCAAAGAAGAAAACUGUCAAGAAAGAGUAUACACCAUUCCCGCCACCACAGCCGGAGAGUCAGAUUGAUAAAGAAUUGGCUAGUGGCGAAUACUUUCUCAAGGCAAGUCAAAAGAAGCGACAGAAAAUGGAGGCCAUAAAGGCUAAACAAGCAGAAGCUCUCAGUAAGAGACAAGAAGAAAGAAACAAAGCUUUUAUUCCACCUAAAGAAAAGCCAGUUGUGAAACCGAAGGAAGGUAAAUGCUUGUUUUCUAAUUCUUGGUAUGAUAUGAAAUCUGUUAUCUGAAAAGCAAACCCCUAG